This is a messenger RNA of Alligator sinensis (Chinese alligator), 6802 nucleotides long. It is a transcript of the gene MADD, whose product is annotated as MAP kinase activating death domain. Gene Ontology annotation, cellular component: cytosol. Gene Ontology annotation, biological process: regulation of apoptotic process; regulation of Rab protein signal transduction. Gene Ontology annotation, molecular function: guanyl-nucleotide exchange factor activity. The record is from RefSeq and is a predicted model, not a curated record. The transcript is spliced from 38 exons. The coding region runs from base 248 to 5305 and encodes 1685 amino acids. NCBI's taxonomy places the organism in Eukaryota, Metazoa, Chordata, Crocodylia, Alligatoridae.
CAAGCGGGUGCCCGGGGCGCAGCCUGCUUAACACUUCACAGCUGUUUGCAGUCUCAAAAGAGGGGCUGGAUAUCAGUUCAAUCAUGAAGAAAUGAUCCGUGUGACACUUCAGGGGGAAGGAGGUUGAACUUCUCAGACAUUUCCAUGCAUAUUCUCUUUCCUGAGGCACUCAACGGGGGCUGAUUGGAUGCCUGCUGUCCCAAUGAAAAAGGGAUUCACUGAGAUGACAUAGGGAGGGGUCAGAACAAUGGUGCAGAAGAAGAAGAUCUGCCCUCGGCUGCUUGACUAUCUUGUGAUUGUUGGGGCCAGGCAGCCGAGCAGUGACAGUGUUGCCCAGACCCCUGAAUUGCUCCGACGUUACCCACUAGAAGACCAUGUGGAUUUUCCUUUGCCCCCUGAUGUGGUGUUCUUUUGCCAGCCAGAGGGAUGCUUAAGUGUACGGCAGAAACGCAUGAGUCUGCGUGAUGACACCUCCUUUGUCUUCACGCUCACAGACAAGGAUUCAGGUGUCAUUCGCUAUGGGAUAUGUGUCAACUUCUACCGCUCCUUCCAGAAGCGAUUGCCUAAGGAGAAAGGAGAAGGCACUGGUGGGCAUCGAGUUCGGGACGGACAGAAAGCCCCCAAGGCUGGGGACACUUCUGUUGCCCAAGAAGAAGUGGGCAAUGAGAAUUCAGAGGGUGGCUCUUCACUGCAGGCACCAAGCACAGAGUCUACUCCAGAUGUGAACCGGUCUCCACGCAGUAAGCGUUUGACCAAAGGCACUCACCGCUCCCGGAACAGCACCCUGACCUCCCUGUGCAUCCUUAGCCACUACCCCUUUGUCUCCACGUUCCGUGAGUGUCUGUACACCCUGAAAAGGCUGGUGGACUGCUGCAGUGAGAGGCUGCUGGGCAAGAAGCUAGGCAUCCCUCGAGGAGUACAGAGGGAUACUAUGUGGCGAAUUUUCACGGGCUCUCUCCUAGUGGAGGAGAAGUCCAGUGCACUGCUACAUGAUCUCCGUGAGAUAGAAGCCUGGAUUUACCGGCUGCUCCGCUCACCUGUGCCCAUUGCUGGUCAGAAGCGGGUGGAUGUGGAAGUCUUGCCACAUGAGUUGCAACCAGCCUUGACCUUUGCCCUCCCUGAUCCAUCCCGUUUCACCUUGGUGGACUUCCCCUUGCAUCUACCUUUGGAACUACUGGGUGUGGAGGCCUGUUUGCAGGUGCUGUCCUGUAUUCUUCUGGAGCAUAAGGUUGUACUGCAAUCCCGAGAUUAUAAUGCUCUCUCUAUGUCUGUGAUGGCAUUUGUGGCUAUGAUCUAUCCACUAGAGUACAUGUUCCCAGUGAUUCCGCUGUUGCCUACUUGCAUGGCUUCUGCAGAGCAGUUACUCCUGGCUCCCACACCGUACAUCAUUGGGGUUCCAGCCAGCUUCUUUCUUUACAAACUAGACUUUAAAAUGCCUGAUGACGUGUGGCUGGUUGACUUGGACACCAAUAAGGUCAUUGUUCCAACAAAUGCAGAACUGUUGCCAAUUCUACCAGAGCCAGAGGCAUCAGAGCUGAAAAAACACCUGAAACAGUGUCUGGUUAGCAUGACUGCAAUCACUCAGCAACAGCUGCUCACGCCUGACAACAAGGCUUUGGCCAGCAUGAGUCUGAAUACCCAGCCCAUUCUUAACCUAGAGAAGUUCCACGAGGGACAAGAAAUGACACUUCUCCUGGGAAGACCACAGAAUGACCUGCAGUCUACUCCUUCCACGGAGUUCAACCCUCUGAUCUAUGGUAACGAUGUGGACUCUGUGGACGUGGCUACCAGGGUUGCUAUGGUGAGGUUCUUCAAUUCUGCAAAUGUGUUGCAGGGUUUCCAGAUGCAUACUCGCACUCUUCGUCUCUUCCCCCGACCAGUGGUAGCCUUUCAGGCCAAUUCCUUUCUUGCUUCCAGACCAAAGCAAACUCCUUUUGCAGACAAACUGUCCCGGACACAAGCAGUGGAAUAUUUUGGAGAAUGGUCACUCAAUCCUACUAACUAUGCCUUUCAAAGGAUCCACAAUAACAUGUUUGAUCCAGCCUUGAUUGGUGACAAACCAAAAUGGUAUGCGCAUCAGCUGCAGCCAAUCCAUUAUCGUGUCUAUGACAGCAAUUCCCAGCUGGCUGAAGCAUUGUGUGUCCCCACAGAGAAGGAAACAGACUCUGACCCAACUGAUGACAGUGGCAGUGACAGCAUGGAUUAUGAUGACUCAAGCUCCUCCUACUCCUCCCUCGGUGACUUUGUCAGUGAGAUGAUGAAAUGUGACAUUAAUGGUGAUACCCCAAAUGUUGAUCCCCUGACGCAUGCAGCUCUUGGUGAUGCUAGUGAAGUGGAGUUUGAUGACUUCCAGGAGUAUUCAGGAGAUCUAGAUGAACAGGCCCUGGACAGUGAGAACUCCCAGGACAACAACCAGCCUCGCUCAAGUUCCAGCACUACAGCCAGUAGCAGCCCCAGCACAGUCAUUCAUGGGGUGAAUCAUGAGUCAGCAGAUUCAGCAGAAAUGGAGGAGAAGAUGGUUGCUGGAUUUUCAAACCACCUUCCCACCUUGCCACUGCAACCGAAUUUUCCCAAGAUAAAUCUGGAACGCCGUGAGAACGAAAGCCCUGCUGGUAGCCUGAGCUAUACAGAUGGAGUGGUGAAGAAACGAGAAUAUGACAAUCCAUAUUUUGAACCGCAGUAUGGCUUCCCUACGGAGGAGGAGGAGGAGGAAGAACAGGAGGAGAGCUACACUCCAAGAUUCAACCAGAAUCUUAAUGGGAACCGGUCUCAGAAGCCACUGCGUCCCAACAGUUUAAAACUGGCCAAUGACUCUGAUGCGGAGUCAGACUCUCGGGCUAGCUCCCCAAAUUCCACUAUCUCCAACAACAGCAGUGAAGGUUUUGGGGGUGGCAUCAUGUCUUUUGCCAGCAGCCUCUACCGGAACCACAGCACAAGUUUCAGUUUAUCCAAUUUAGCCUUACCAACCAAAGCUGGGAGAGACAAAAACACUCCCUUUCCCAGCCUGAAAGUAUUUGGGUUAAAUACUAUAAUGGAGAUUAUUACUGAAGCUGGCCCAGUAAGCAAUGAAGGGAAUAGGCGGGCCCUGGUGGAUCAGAAAUCAUCAGUUAUUAAGCACAGUCCAACAGUGAAGAGGGAGUCUCCAUCACCUCAGGGACGAACCAGUAAUUCCAGUGAGAAUCAGCAGUUCCUGAAGGAGGUGGUGCACAAUGUUCUUGACGCGCAGGGUGUAGGCUGGCUGAACAUGAAAAAAGUCCGCCGUCUGCUAGAGAGUGAGCAGCUCCGCGUCUUUGUGCUGAGCAAACUGAAUCGCACUAUCCAGUCGGAGGAGGAUGCUCGGCAGGAUGUCAUCCAGGAUGUGGAAAUCAGCCGCAAAGUUUACAAAGGGAUGCUGGAUUUGCUCAAAUGCACUGUGUCAAGCCUGGAGCACUCAUAUGCAAAUGCUGGCCUGGGUGGCAUGGCCAGUGUCUUUGGCCUGUUGGAGAUAGCCCAUACCCACUACUAUAACAAAGAACCCGAAAAAAGAAAACGCAGUCCAACAGAUGGAGCAGCCACUCCUGUUGGCAAGGACCCUGGUUUAGCCAUGAGGGUGGAGCCGAAGCCUGUGGUGCAACUGCCAGUACCUCAACUCAUGCCCAGGGCACCAAGCCCGGCAGGGAAAGGGCCAAGGGAGUUUGACACGAGGAGUCUAAAGGAAGAAAAUUUUAUUGCUUCCAUUGAAUUGUGGAACAAGCACCAGGAAGUGAAAAAGCAAAAAGCUUUGGAAAAACAGAGGCCUGAAGGCGCGAAACACUUCUUUGACUUGGGAGAGACAGAUGAGAAAAAAUCCCAAAUCAGCACUGACAGUGGCCUCAGUCUGACAUUAGGCUCUCAGAAGAGUGAUUUGGACUCUGUUGCCAGUGCUGGUCCUGCUGUGAUGGUACGAAGUACGAGCCAGGAUUCUGAAGUUAGCACGGUGGUUAGUAACAGUUCUGGAGAGACAUUAGGGGCAGACAGUGACUUGAGCAGCAAUACUGGUGAUGGUCUCGGUGGGGAAAAUGGUGGAAACCUAACAGGAUCACGGGGAACUGUGUCAGACAGCGAAAUUGAGACAAAUUCUGCUACUAGCUCCAUCUUUGGUAAAUCUCAGAGUUUAAAGUCGAAUCUGAAGGAUAAAAAGGGCAGCACGCCAGGCAGAGCUCCAGAGGAUGCAAGCCAGAGGGUUUAUCUCUAUGAAGGGCUUCUGGGAAGGGAUAAAGGAUCUGUCUGGGACCAAUUAGAGGAUGCUGCAAUGGAAACCUUCUCUCUAAGUAAAGAGCGCUCAACUCUGUGGGACCAGAUGCAGUUCUGGGAAGAUGCUUUUCUGGAUGCUGUGAUGCUAGAGAGAGAAGGAAUGGGAAUGGACCAGGGACCUCAGGAGAUGAUUGACAGGUAUCUUUCUUUGGGAGACCAUGACAGAAAACGUUUAGAGGAUGAUGAAGACCGUUUACUGGCUACACUACUACACAAUAUGAUUGCUUACAUGCUUAUGAUGAAGGUGAACAAGAAUGACAUUAGGAAGAAGGUUCGCCGUUUGAUGGGAAAAUCGCAUAUUGGAUUGGUGCACAGUCAGCAAGUAAAUGAGGUGCUAGACAAGCUAACCAACCUAAGUGUUCGAGAGCUUGCUGUCCGACCCAGCGGCAGUCGACACAUCAAGAAGCAGACAUUUGUAGUGCAUGCUGGAACAGAUACGACAGGAGACAUCUUCUUCAUGGAGGUGUGUGAUGAUUGCAUUGUGCUGAGAAGUAACAUUGGCACCGUGUAUGAACGGUGGUGGUAUGAGAAACUCAUCAACAUGACGUACUGUCCCAAAACAAAAGUGCUGUGCCUGUGGAGGAGGAAUGGCCAGGAGACGCAACUGAAUAAAUUCUACACCAAGAAGUGUCGAGAAUUGUACUACUGUGUAAAAGACAGUAUGGAGCGAGCAGCAGCAAGACAGCAAAGCAUUAAACCAGGCCCUGAAUUGGGUGGUGAAUUUCCAGUGCAGGAUAUGAAGACUGGGGAAGGAGGGCUUCUCCAGGUCACAUUGGAAGGAAUUAACUUGAAGUUUAUGCACAGUCAGGUUUUCAUAGAGCUGAAUCACAUUAAAAAGUGCAAUACUGUGCGAGGAGUCUUUGUCCUGGAGGAAUUUGUUCCUGAAACUAAAGAAGUGGUGAGCCACAAGUACAAGACGCCAAUGGCUCAUGAGAUCUGCUACUCCGUGUUGUGUCUCUUCUCUUACGUGGCUGCAGUUCGUGGGAAAGAGGCAGAAAGCAAAAGCAAACCACCUCGUCCAGUUUCCAGUUGAUCAUGAUAUUGGGAAAUGUUUGCCCUUUGGCAUGUUGGCGUUUAGUAUUCCCACUUCUGUUGCUGUUACUGGAGUUCACAUUACUGUUUCCUGUGAGAACUUCAUUAUUUAUGUUUGAUCCUGCAAGUCCUCCCUCUUAGAAAUAUCUAAAAUGUUACUGUUCAUUCGCCUGCUGAAUUCAUUCUAUUGGAGUUUUUUACAUAAGCUGUGUUUAUCAGACAGUACUGAGUAUCAGCAUCCAAGUAUAACUGUGGGUGACUUGCUCUGGCCAUUCUUUUGGGACUCCGUUUCCAAGAAGACUGAUGCAUCUGGAGUUCAGUUGUUUUUCUUUACAGUGGUACCAGUGUCACAGAUUUCCUCACUUAACAGCUGCAGGCCUCUGCUUUCAGAUUCUUUAGUUAUAUGCACAAUGGAAGCAGCUGGGUCCUGCAUGGAUCAUUUGUUUGUUGUUUAAGUGUGAUAUUUUGUAUUAUUUUCCUUCUGUGUUCUUACUUUACCCAUCAACGUGGAGUUCUUGCCACAUGGUCCUUUCAGUAGAGAUUAAAUAUUCUAGUUACCUUAAGCUCCUCUGCAUAGCCUACAACUGGAGAAUGGGGCUGUGAUUGGAUAGUAAAUUUAUAGAAUUACUGCUUCACCAGCGAGAGAAGCUUUGCACAGGGGAAACUUGAGAAGCUAGGCUUAAUGAAGUCCUCUUAAAAUUGGUAUGUUUGUAAUGUGUGUGUGUGUCUGACAUGGGGAAUUUUAGAGCAGCUCUGCUAGCAUUUCAGCAGUGCAGUUAAAUAAAUAUAGUGUUAGCUAGAACAGUUAAUAUAAGUGAGUAGAUACUAAGGAAAGGUACAAAACCCCAACUACUUGGAGAUGAUUUGGUUAACUGAAACAUGUGGCAAACCCAUGCAACUGUGGGAUAAUCUCUACAAUCUGUACCAAGUAUUUCUAUAGGAAUCUGUGUGCACUUUGGUUCUGUAGAAAGUGUGUGGAAGCCCACAGGAUUAUGCUGGUUCCAGAUCUAAUUUUUAGCUAUCGCUUCUGUCGAACUGUACAAGUAUAUCAGAGAAUUUUGCUAAUACUGUGUUAAUGUGUAAUUAAACUCCCUCAGUUAUAAAGUAUCCAUCUUGCCACUUAUUUUUAGGCUGACAAUUAAUGUUUGAACCCUGAUUUCUUUUGUUCAUGAACUGAACUGGACUCUACUGAAAAAAGCCCCUGAGAUGCUGAGAGGAAAGAAGAUCUAAAGAAAAUAAUGUUCUGUAAAAUAUUUGACAGAGUGCUCCAACAUAAACUGGAGUACUGUGUGAUUUGGUGUCAGAUUCUGAGUAAAGGCACUUAGAAAUAACCCUGUAUGGCUCAGUCAGGGUAUUUACCAUUUUGAAUGGGAUGCACUAGGAUUGGGUGGGGAAAUGAUGUAAAUAGUCUAAUACCACAUCUAUUUAUAGAAUGCUGUACAGCUGUCUGAAUGUGAAAAUAAACUAUCACUCAACCAAUGAUAGCUUCUAUCCUGUA